UGAAUCAUGUACUGAAUGCUAAGUAGAAAUUACCUAUGCUGUUUGAUUCUUCUGGUGCUUUCUAUGAAAUUUUCUCAAGCAAUUAACUUCUUGCAGAACCGGCUGCUUGCAAUGAACUAUAUAAAUGAGGGCUCUGAUGAUAAGCUUUUUGAGGCUCACAGGGAAUGGGGAAUGCGAUUUAUGAAGCUAUACCCUCAAUAUACCAGUUGGGAUAAUCCUAAAGAUAUGGAACGCCCAUUAGUAAUUGGAUAUGUGUCACCUGAUUAUAUUACUCACUCUGUAUCAUAUUUCAUUGAAGCACCUCUCUUUUUCCAUGAUUACACAAAUUACAAGGUGAUUGUGUACUCUGGUGUUGUAAAGGCAGAUGCCAAAACCCAUAAAUUCAAGGACAGGGUGCUGAAAAAAGGAGGGCUAUGGAGGGAUAUAUAUGGGAUUGAUGAGAAGAAGGUUGCUAGCAUGGUUAGGGAGGAUAAAGUUGACAUACUGGUGGAGCUUACUGGUCACACUGCAAAUAACAAGCUAGGGAUGAUGGCCUGCAGGCCUGCUCCCAUCCAGGCAACAUGGAUUGGUUACCCAAAUACAACCGGUCUGCCAACAAUUGAUUAUAGAAUCACAGAUGCACUGGCUGAUCCCCUUGACACAAAGCAGAAGCAUGUUGAGGAGUUGGUUCGUUUGCCUAAAUGUUUUCUCUGUUAUACGCCUUCGCCGGAUGCUGGUCCUGUUUGUCCCACACCAGCUCUUUCUAAUGGUUUUAUUACUUUUGGGAGCUUCAAUAAUUUGGCAAAGAUAACGCCAAAAGUAUUAAAAGUUUGGGCAAGGAUAUUAUGUGCUGUUCCUAACUCCCGGCUUGUUGUCAAGUGUAAGCCUUUCUGUUCUGAUAGUGUAAGACAGAGAUUUCUUUCAAUUUUGGAGCAAUUAGGACUGGAGCCGCUACGUGUUGAUCUUCUGCCUCUAAUUCUUCUCAACCAUGACCAUAUGCAAGCAUAUUCACUAAUGGAUAUCAGCUUGGAUACAUUUCCGUAUGCGGGAACUACUACUACAUGUGAAUCACUGUAUAUGGGAGUUCCAUGUGUCACUAUGGCCGGAUCGGUGCAUGCACAUAAUGUUGGUGUUAGCCUUCUCAAGAAUGUUGGUAAGUCACCUCAGUGAGGAAUCUCAGUUUUG
Messenger RNA from Asparagus officinalis (garden asparagus), 1164 nucleotides. RefSeq names its product probable UDP-N-acetylglucosamine--peptide N-acetylglucosaminyltransferase SPINDLY. Gene Ontology annotation, molecular function: protein binding. The transcript is spliced from 7 exons. The record is from RefSeq and is a predicted model, not a curated record. The coding region runs from base 16 to 1149 and encodes 377 amino acids. Lineage: Eukaryota; Viridiplantae; Streptophyta; Magnoliopsida; Asparagales; Asparagaceae.